UAGAAUGUGAAGCAGUGUGUCCGCGCUCCAACACCAAAUUUUCCUGUGUUCUUAACCGAACACACCGAUACUAUCCGUGGAACCUUGUAUAUUUUUCAAGCAUGCCAUGAGGACCAGCCACCGUCACGUCGAACAACUUUGUAUUAACUGAUCUAGGCCAUAACAAGUAGGAUUGCGCUUCCCAUCUACCCUUCUAUCAAUCAGCCGUCUAGUCAGGGACAGUUCAGUCGCAUGUCCAACGCAACUGAUUGUCCAGGAUCUUACAUGUCUGCUAAUCACACGUCAUAUCAUCGAUCAUAGAAUGUCAGACCCAGCCAAUGCGGUCACCAAAAGGCUGUCUCCAUCAUUAUGCAGCAAGUCCAUCGGCGUCUUGAAUCUCAAAAUUACCAUAGAUAGCGGCAGGAGUGCAUGUAGCAGUGUCAAGUUUGAAUACUGCUUUGAUGAUAUCCAGGGGCAAAACACAUGAUCCGUGGUUCGCAAAAAAAUUAAUUAUAUGAAGUGGUCUACAGCAAAUAGAUGCCAACGCAGAGCUUGGAUAAAAAUUGUAAAGCACUGCGCUUUCCGACGGGUCAAGCUCAAAGGUCUCUUUCUCGUCACUGGUAUUCACAAGGCCGUGGACUGGUCUCUGUCUCUUUCACGGAGAUAUUCGAUCGCCAGGGUCCCAACGCUGGGCGUUGGAGGGCCGAAUUCAUAACAGACUCACGGCGUACAAGUCAGAAUGAAGCCCUACAGAUAACACAUUAUGACCGAUGUGUGGGUGUCUAGGAUUAAGGUCAACAAGAUCUUCGAAAAAAAAAAUCUCGCAGGUGUUAAGAAUGAUGCUGCCGCAAGUGAAGCUCACCAUUACAUCUCCUACAUUCAAGUUGGUUUCUUCGUCCUGGAGAAGGAUGAUGUCAAUCGGCUGACUCUCGACGAGAGCCAUGUCAGCCAUCAUAAGGUCUUCACUUGAUGAAGAGACGGGAUCUAAGGGCAAAUAUCGCAUCGAUCGUUGUUUGUUCAUAAAGUGCAGCAUAUGAAUAAUGGAACUUCUGGACGACAUAUAAUGAACGACGCACGCAGAGAGAUGGGUAUAGACAAAAAAUAAAAUAAAGGCUCUGGAAUCGGUUUUACAUGUCCACGACAACGACAACGACCGCAUCAUCGCCCUGGACAGCGACAGGCAAAGACCUUAUAGUCAAAGAAGGCGAGCCCCCUGGAUCGUAGACUGAUAAUACCUUUCAUUCUGGUACGAUCUCAAGUCAAACUAUCACUGUUUUCUCAAUCGAGCCCGUGGUCACUGUGGGUCGCAGUGUCUCUGAACUGCACAUGUUAGGUGUGCCCAAAAUUUUCAUGUGUGAGCAUCAGUGAGACGAUGUUUUGAUGAUUUUAGAGAUAUCACGCGGCUACCAAGCAUCCAUACCGCACGACUUUGUGGUAUUUUACUUUCCAGAGAAAUUU
This is a messenger RNA of Serpula lacrymans var. lacrymans S7.9, 1437 nucleotides long. RefSeq lists its product as uncharacterized. The transcript has 3 exons. NCBI's taxonomy places the organism in Eukaryota, Fungi, Basidiomycota, Agaricomycetes, Boletales, Serpulaceae. The record is from RefSeq and is a predicted model, not a curated record. The coding region runs from base 517 to 765 and encodes 82 amino acids.